This is a messenger RNA of Salvia miltiorrhiza (redroot sage), 839 nucleotides long. Its product is annotated as chaperone protein dnaJ 20, chloroplastic-like. Gene Ontology annotation, cellular component: chloroplast. The record is from RefSeq and is a predicted model, not a curated record. The transcript is spliced from 2 exons. NCBI's taxonomy places the organism in Eukaryota, Viridiplantae, Streptophyta, Magnoliopsida, Lamiales, Lamiaceae. Bases 34 to 564 code for a protein of 176 amino acids.
CCACCAAAUCACAAACCAAAAAAAAAAAAAAAAAUGGGUUCAAAAAUCAUCAUCAGCAAUCCAACGCUCCAAAUUCACUCAAAUGCCAAUCAAUUUCCCAAAACACAUUUCCCCCAAAAUAUCUCCAACAUGUCCCAGCUCAGCAAAUCAAGAAUCCCAACCCGAAACUCAUCAGGAGCCCCGAGGGCCCACUCCGCGGCCCAAAUCUCUGCCUUGUACGCUCCGGCCCAAACCAAGGAAACACUGUAUGAACUGCUGGGAAUUGCAGAGAACGUGAGCAGCUUUUCCGACAUAAAAAAAGCGUACAAACAUAUGGCUAGAAAGUACCAUCCCGACGUUUCUCCACCGGACCGAGUGGACGAGUAUACGAGGAGGUUUAUCAUGGUACAUGAGGCCUACGAAACCUUGUCCAAUCCGCAAACCAAAGCUCUCUACGACAGAGACUUGGCCGUCGGCGCCGCUUUUCCGAAUUCUUGGAGGAAACAUCAGGGAAUGGAGUGGAGAAGCAGCUGGCAGUCUCAAUUGGACGAACUGCAGCGACGCGAUUGUAGGGAGAGGCAUUGACGUAGCCAGAGGGGGGCAGUGGGGGCACUGGGCCCCCCUGGAAAUUUCAAAAAACACUAAGGGUAUUUUAGUAAUUUUAUAUUUAAUAGUAUUAAAUAAAUACAUAAAUAUUCUUAUUUUUAGUAAUAAUCCCAAUUUUUCUGUACGUGUAGGAGAUAAGCUAUUGAACGAUUGUAAAACUAGUGUUUUAAGGGUGCGUUUACUUUGGUUGAAAAAAUUUUUAUUAAAAAAUGAUAGAUAAGAAAAUGUGAGAAAAUAUUUUUCUCCUUUUUUUA